AUAAAAAGGACCAGCAAAAGCUGCAUUCAUUCCCAUACAAGCCUCGCCUCUUUCUUUCCACUUUGUGCCUUAAACCUCCCAAACGCCUUCUCUCCCUUUUUAUGUUUCAUGGAGCUAUAGGAGCCCUUUCACCCCAAAUCUCUAUAUUUUCAAAGGGCUCCUACUAAAUAAGGUCAAUUCAUCUCUACUUGCGCUCUUCACAUUAUUGGAAGAUGGGAGAGUUGUCGAGCUUCCAAUUGGGUGUUAUUGGCGCCCUGUUUCUCUCCGUGGCCUCCUCUGUAUCCAUUGUCAUCUGCAACAAAGCUCUCAUGAGCAAUCUGGGAUUCCCUUUCGCCACAACACUUACCAGCUGGCAUCUGAUGGUCACAUUUUGUACCCUUCAUGUGGCUCAACGCCUCAACUUCUUCGAGAACAAGCCCGUUGACAUGAAGACCGUAAUGCUUUUUGGCAUUCUAAAUGGCGUCUCCAUUGGCUUUCUUAACUUGAGCCUCGGUUUCAAUUCCAUUGGUUUCUAUCAGAUGACAAAACUUGCAAUCAUACCAUUCACCGUAUUGCUAGAAACUGCUUUCCUCAAGAAGCAGUUCAGCCAGAAAAUAAAGCUCUCUCUCUUCCUCUUACUGGUUGGGGUUGGCAUUGCCUCAGUCACAGACCUUCAACUCAAUUUCGUUGGAACCGUUCUUUCCCUUCUAGCUAUCAUCACUACUUGUGUUAGCCAAAUUCUUACCAACGCAAUACAGAAGAAGCUUAACGUGUCUUCCACGCAGCUGCUCUAUCAAUCUGCUCCAUUCCAAGCAGCAAUUCUUUUCGUAUCAGGCCCCCUGGUGGAUCAGAUGCUCACCAAACAAAACGUCUUUUCCUACAAAUACGCUCCCAUAGUCUUGGUAUUCAUCAUCCUGUCCUGCUUGAUAGCUGUUUCUGUCAACUUCAGCACCUUUCUAGUGAUCGGGAAAACAUCUCCUGUAACUUAUCAAGUGCUAGGCCACCUCAAGACUUGUCUUGUCCUGACAUUUGGCUACACAUUGCUGCACGACCCCUUCACUGAGAGGAACAUCAUUGGAAUACUCGUUGCCAUCUUUGGGAUGGGCUUGUAUUCUUAUUUCUGCACCCAGGAGAACAAGAAGAAACAGUUAGGAGAUCUCUCAAUAGCGUCUCAGGUUAAAGACAAAGAUAGCGCAGCACUUUUGGCAGGGAAAAACACGGGCAAUCAAGAUAAGGAAAGUCCUGAGCUUAAGAAACCGAGCAAGGAUUCUCUUGUUUAGGAGAAUAGGCCCUUUUGUGAUUUAUAAUUUCUUAUAAUACGUACAUGGAGGUUUUAUCCGGUCUUCAGGGCCCUUGUCAUGAAAAUGAAGAGUGCAAAUCAAGUUUUGUAUUAAUAAGUUCUCCGUUGCACUUGCAAGUCGAUGCAUUUCCAUUAA
Messenger RNA from Prosopis cineraria, 1415 nucleotides. RefSeq names its product UDP-xylose transporter 1-like. Lineage: Eukaryota; Viridiplantae; Streptophyta; Magnoliopsida; Fabales; Fabaceae. Gene Ontology annotation, cellular component: Golgi apparatus. The transcript is spliced from 8 exons. Bases 213 to 1259 code for a protein of 348 amino acids. Gene Ontology annotation, molecular function: antiporter activity; UDP-xylose transmembrane transporter activity. The record is from RefSeq and is a predicted model, not a curated record.